Messenger RNA from Effrenium voratum, 1147 nucleotides. Lineage: Eukaryota; Dinophyceae; Suessiales; Symbiodiniaceae. The record is from the annotation of a GenBank genome assembly.
GCCUUUUGCCCCCCCGCACGCCGCGCCGCCGGUUUUAAGCUCCAAAGAGCGCGCCCUGCCAUGGCGGAGCGUGCGGGCUUCCGGCUCCAGGCGGAGGCCGCCAGGGUGGUCCCAGGCUCACCGAGCCGCGUGGCCCUGGUCACCGGGGCGUCCCGCGGCUACGGGCGCGCGCUGUGCCUGGCGCUGGCGCGGGAAGGUGCGCGAUGCCUGGCCCUGAUCGCCCGGGACGGUGCGCAGCUGGAGGAGACUGCGGAGGCUUGCCGGAGGCUGUCAAAGGAUCUCCAGUGCGAGCACUUUGCGGGUGACUUAGGGAAGCUCGCUGAGUUGGAGUCGCUGCUGGAGCCAGUGCUGAGGUACCUGGCAGAUGCCGUGGCCUCGUGCGGAGGCGGUGGCAUUUGCGAGCUCUUGGUGCUGCACAACUCCGGCAGUCUAGGCCGCAUGGACUAUGUGCAGAAUUUGGGUGCCCAGGAGACCGGCGCCGCGGUGGAGCUGAACCUCACGGGGGUGAUGGUGCUCACGCAGGCGCUGCUGCAGCGCUUCGGGCCAUGCGCGAAAGGCGGCGAGGCGAGCCUUCGGAUCCGGGUGGUGAACAUCUCCAGCCUCCUGGCUCUGCAGGCGAUGCCUUGCUGGUCGUUGUAUGCCACCGUCAAGGCGGCGCGGGACAUGUACAUGAAGUCCCUGGCCGCGGACGCGAAAAGCUGUGGCUUUGACGUCCGGACACUCUCCUGGGCGCCGGGGCCGAUGCAGACGGAGAUGCUGCAAGAGGUGAUCGACACCUGCCCCGACCCGGAGGUGCGCCAGCAGUUCCAGGACAUGCAGAGCCAGGGGAAGCUGGUGGAGGUGGACAGCAGUGUGGCACGGAGCCCCUGUCAGAUGAUACGCUCAGAGAAAGAAGGAAGAAGGGCGCUGGUUCUUUGUUUGAGUGUGUGGCAAUCCUGCAGUCAGGAACCGGAACAAGAAGAUGUGGCUUCUGGAGUUUCAGGCGAAGUUGGUGCGUCUGCUGCGAGAGGACGCCUACCUGCGCAGAGCCCAGAGAUUCGGAGGCGGAGGAGUGGGGCGCACAUUGACUACUACGACGUUUGAGAUGCUUUUCAGGCGGAAUGCAGGGAGCAGUGAAUGUCUGGGCAGGAGCGAACGAGGCAGUGGG